CUUUUGUUAUCAUGCUCAUGUCUAAUACUUUGUCAAAACCAGAAGUCGUUUGGGAACAUACUUGGGAGUUCCUUUCUGAAGACAUUGAGCAUACGAGAAGAAAGCUAUUACAUAGACCAGGUACAAUACUGGUUCCUCGAUUUGCUUAAUAUUUUAUAUUUUCUCUCAAGGUGUUUAGGGAAUAUAGUAUGAAUUGUUAGUAGCUGAUGUUUUUUUUUUGUUUUAUGAAGAUCUUUGCUUGAGUGAUGCGGAAAAAAAACAAUAUGCGCUUACAGAGAUUGAGAAGCUUCUAAAGAGUAAUGGAACAUCUUUGGAGAAGUUCAAAAAGAUGCCUAAACCACUACCAGAUAUAGUUAAUAAUAACGUUUUGAUCAUGGACGAGCUCAGUUACGACCGGCAGGAAUUAGAAGCUGAUCUUCAGCGUGACACUCCAAAACUUACGGAUGAGCAAAAGAAGAUUUUUGAUGAAAUUACUGAUGCUGUUAUUACGAAAAAAGGAGGCGUCUUUUUUGUCUAUGGAUUUGGUGGUACAGGCAAAACUUUCUUAUGGAGAUUGCUUUCUGCAGCAGUACGUGUCAGGGGCGAAGUAUGUCUGAAUGUUGCCUCAAGUGGUAUAGCUUCCCUAUUGCUACAGGGAGGAAGGACUGCACAUUCUCGAUUUGGAAUUCCUAUAAAUCCAGAUGAAUUCUCCACUUGCUCACUUACAAAAGGAACUGAUAAAGCAGAGCUGGUAAAAGCAGCGUCCCUUAUAAUUUGGGAUGAAGCUCCAAUGAUGAGUAAACACUGUUUUGAAUCAUUGGAUAGGAGUAUGUUAGACAUUGUUGGAGACAAUGAUAAGAGACCUUUUGGUGGCAAAGUUGUCGUAUUUGGUGGAGACUUUAGACAAGUAUUGCCUGUCAUUCAUGGAGCUGGAAGGGCUGAGAUCGUUAUGGCUGCUCUUAAUUCAUCUUAUCUUUGGAAGCAUGUAAAAGUUUUGCAAUUAACCAAGAAUAUGCGGCUACUGUCAAAUAAUCUAUCUACUGAAGAGGCAAAAGAAUUGCAAGAGUUUUCACAAUGGAUAUUAGACAUUGGAGAUGGAAAGAUUGGUGAUGGAAAUGAUGGGGAAGCUCUUAUCGACAUUCCAGAAGAGUUCUUAAUUCUUGAUGCUGAUGAUCCAGUGGAAGCUAUAAGCGCAGCAGUAUAUGGAGAUGCUACUUCUUUACACCAGAAGGACCCAAAGUUUUUUCAAGAGAGAGCUAUACUGUGUCCUACUAACGAGGAUGUGAACAUUAUUAAUCAACAUAUGCUGGAUAAGCUUGAUGGUUACUUACGAUUCCUUGAACUUUACAUGAAUUAUUUUGUUAGAUGUUUGGUUUUUGGUCACUAGAGUAACACUUUACUGUUUUAAUGCAGGAGAGGAAAGAAUAUACUUAAGCUCUGAUUCUAUCGACGCUUCUGAUAAGUUUUCUGUUAAUGACCAAGCUCUCACUCCAGAUUUCUUAAACAGAAUUAAAGCAUCAGGAUUGCCAAAUCAUAUUCUGCGACUGAAAGUUGGUUGUCCAGUGAUGUUGCUAAGAAACAUAGAUCCUACUGG
Molecule: messenger RNA, 1573 nt
Organism: Brassica rapa (field mustard)
Lineage: Eukaryota; Viridiplantae; Streptophyta; Magnoliopsida; Brassicales; Brassicaceae
Product: ATP-dependent DNA helicase PIF2-like
Biological process (GO): telomere maintenance; DNA repair
Molecular function (GO): DNA helicase activity
Source: RefSeq, a predicted model, not a curated record